UUUUUGGUUUUUUUUGGUGUUGAACAGGUAUGGAUGGCAGAACAGAGAACUGAUGCAGAAAAGAAAAAGCAAGAAGCCUUGAGAUCUGAAUAUGAAAGAGAACAAGAUACUUAUAACAAUAGGCAGCUAAUGGGUGAUGUACGGGUGAAGCAUGGCCUGAAUUUCAUGUACGAACCGCCCAAGGGCAUGAAGCAAGAAGAGAAGGAGGACGGGGAUCAGGAGUACAAGUUUGAAUGGCAGCGUGGGGCUCCUAGAGAAGGCUACGCCAAGGACAUGGAAGUCACCGACCAACCCUUUGGUAUCGCUGUCCGCAACGUCAAGUGUAUCAGAUGCCACAAGUGGGGCCAUGUCAACACUGAUAGAGAGUGCCCAAAGUUUGACCAGACCAAGGAUGAUGAGAUUGCUGGACCCAGCACCGAUAAAUCUGACCUGAUGGAGGAUAUGAGAAGGGGUGGGCUGGCCCUGAAACAGAACGUCCUCGGAAGGAAAGUCAAUGAAGAUGCUAAAAAUCAGAAAUUUGUUGGCAGCAGUGACGAUGAGGAUGAAGAUGUGGAACCAGAAGAAGCUUUCCUCAAAUCUCUCUCCAUGAAAGAUAAAGUGAAACUACUUAAGAAGUUGGAGAAGAUGGAGAAGAAGCAGAAGCGUCUAAAUUCAAAGAGCUCUAAGAAGAAGAAGGACAUGAAGAAGAUAAAGAAAAGAAGAAAGGCAUCGCACUCAUCAGAUGAUAGUGAUAGCUACUCAGAUGAACGAGCGCAGAAAGACAGAAGGAGGGAAAAGGAAAGGCAGCAUGGUGGAAAAUCCAGAAAAGGACAGUAUGCUGAAUCAUCUUCGGAUGAUGAACAUUAUAAGAGAGAUAGAAAGGAGAAAGAACGUAAGCAUAGUGGAAAAUCAAGGAGAGGACAUCACUCUGAAACCUCAUCAGAUGAUGAAGUUGAUAACAGAGACAGAAGGAACAAACAACGAAAGCAUAGUAGAAAAUCAGAAAAAGGACACCAUUCUGAAACCUCUUCAGAUGAUGAUAGUAGUCUGGAUGAACAUGAAAAGAGAGAUAGGAGAAGGAGAAAGGAAAAUGGACACAAUGGAAAAUCGAGGAGAGGACAGUAUGCCGACUCUGAUUCAGAGAGUGAUUCAGGAGAAGAGCGUAGAAAGAAAUCAACCUCAAAGCAUCAUGGUGAAAGACGGACAAUUAAGCUGGAGAGCGAUGGAGAGAGUAGGAAGAGAGAAAGGAAAGAUGAUCGGAGAGAGGAAAGGAAGAUUAAGAGAGAACCAAGAAGUGAUAGCGAGGAGAGAAGACAUAAGAAAAGCAGCGGGAGGGAGGAGAGUGACAGACACAGAGAAAAGAAAAUUAAAGUUGAACGUUCUGAUUCUCCAAGCCGUGAUAGAUAUGAAAGGAAUGGAAAUGAUAAGCGGAUGAAGGAGGAUGACCAGAUGGAUAGAAGACGAAAGAACGAAAGAUCAGUCAGUCAAAGGGAUGACAGACAUAGAGGAAGAGCUUCUAGGGACAAUGAAGAUGUGAAUACUUACAAAGAAAGCAGAAGGGAUAGAGACAGAGAUGGAGGAAAGAGGGAUAGAGAAAAUAGAAGAGAGCACAGAGAAGAAGAUAGGGGUCAUCAUCGCCAUGGUGACCGUGGUGGACGAUGAAGAAUCCCUGGCCUGAAAGGGAAUGGUAUGAUGUUCAAUCCAGUAUGUAGUGAUUAUUUUAGUUCUGUGAACUACUAGUAACAGUUCUGGGGUGUUAUUCUGAAAAUUGUCUUAACUUUUAUUGUAACUUUUCUUGUAAGUCGGCAAGAUAACAGCUCACUAGAAUUCUCUUAAAUUGGUAUUCUGAAAAUUGUCUUUGUAAGGACGUCCCCUAUUUUAUCUCUGACACGCCCAAUAUUUCCUCAUCAAUCAAUCAUUAAGCUUGUUAUAUGCUUAGGUCAACCAAUAGAAGUGUCUCUUCUGAAAAAUAAUGAAGCGCAUAACUGCGCAUUGUUGAUAUGAGGUGUAAUUUCCUUGCGCCCCCGGCGCUUAUGCUUGUGCGCUUCUGUGCUAAAAAUACACGUGGCUCUUCUCAGAGACAUAUUUUCUCUGAAAAGAUUCAUCGUCUCGAACACCAAUUUUUGAUUGCUGAAAAGUCUACCAAUCCGUCGUUAUAAUGUGUUUGGAAUGUCUCCUUUUGUAAAACAUGAUGUUCUUGCGGGAUGCAGCAAGAAAUAAUUAUUGCAGACGGACAAUAUUGCAUGCAACAAUAAGUUACAAUAGCCCCCUACCUCUUGUAAAUUUUCUUGUAUUUUGCAAGAAAGUUAACAGAACGCAAAGAUAAGAGAAUUUUCAGAAUACCUUUUAUCUCGAUAUGUUAUCUUGUGCAAAGGGAUAUUUAUGCGCCGUUUUUAACUUUAUGCAUAAUUCUAGCUCUGACAUCAUGCACGCUCAGCGAAAGUUACAAAAAAAUAUACAAGAAAAGAUACAAGAAUUUUUGGAAUACGGAUUUCAUUGUAACUCUAAAGGUACAAGAAUAUUUCUCUUAAGACAAUUUUCAGAAUACGGCCCCUGGAUUGCAAGACAAUUACAUUUUGGUUGAUGGUCACGUAGGGCAUUUGCUUGGGUUCUGUACCAGCAAGUGUUAUUUUAGAUCACAAUGGGAUAGCACAAAGAACAAUAUGAGAUCACUUUCAUUUGAGUGAGAUGGUCCCACAAAAAUUUUAGUGUAAAAUUCAUUCAAUCUGUAACGAUAAUGCACAAAAUAAUGUAAUUUGAGUUAUUUUGUUGAUUGCAUCUUGAGUUUAAUGGUCAAAUGUCAAGUAAACUGAUCAUGACAUCUGUUCACCAUAAUUGACUGAAUCUUCUUGCAUUUCCAAAUUUAUAGUCUCUCCAAAGUAAACCGACUGAAUUCUGCAAAUCCACUGAAUUGUUUUUACAAUGUAUCUGUAGGUAAAGAUUACUUGCCACCAAAAUCGCUCUUUAUGGAAGCGCUGUGGUGUAGUGGUUCUGACUCUCGCCUUGUAAACAGAGGGUCGUUUGUUUGAAUCCCACCAUGGCCUAGCGUCCUUUGGCAAGGCGUCAAACUGCACUUUGCCACUCUCACCCAGGUGCUAAUUGGGUACCGGUAGGAAACAACCAUCAUUUUGGUUGGUUUAGCAAGUGUGCGCCUAACAGGCUGCUUGAAAUGCUAUGAAUCCAGUGACCGGGUAAUAAUAAUUGUGAAGCGCUUUGAGCAGUAGUAGAUUGAUAAAGCGCUAUAUAAAUGCCAAUUAUUAUUAUUAUUAUUAUGAAAAAGGCAUAUUAAUGUUUAUCCAUACAUGUAUUUAGGGAUCGAUCAAUAUUGAAUUCAUGACUUUGCGUUCGGUAAAUUCUUUGUUCUCAAAUCCAAAACAAAUCUUUUCAAUGGCAAUGUUUGACAAAGUGCACUUUAUGAUUCUUCCAAAUACUUUUAUUCCUGCUUUUGACUUGUAUCACAAAAUGUAGACCUAUUUGGCACAUGUGCACCGAUAAACGGUUGCCUGGCCAGGAUACUCCCCAGGGAGUGGAGAUGGUGCACUUAAUGUGUGGAACAGUGAUGGAUCCUAUGACUGGGGUAAUAAUAAUAAUUACAAUGUAAAGCACUUAGAAACCAAUGUAUGAAGCGUUAUAUUCUAUAUUUAUUAUUAUUUGGGGGUAGCUAAUAAAAAGCUGUAUGAUGUCAACCUUUUAUUCUUCGGAAACAGUCCCCUAAUCCCUGUAGAGGAAUCUUUUGAGGCAAAAGAAAGUUCUCACAUCUGUCAUAACUCAAAAAAUCGAGCUGUCCUCAAAGUUUUUAUUUUAUUUUUUGAGAUGCAAGGUUUUUGUAGUAGGGCAAUUCCAAGCAAAAGUGGACAUUUUCCAAAAAAUUAUAUUGGCUGUAUUUCAAAUCUGGAUCAAAUUUUUCUAUCAAAACUCAGAUGGAAUUUCAUAAAUACAAAAGGUGAACAUAAUUAGCCACAACAUUUUUUUCUUACGCAUCUCCUUAUAGGAGAAUCCAAACCAUACAAGAAAGUCUAUACAUGGGACUACAUAUAUUGUUUUUUACUUAAUUUCAAUUUAAAAGAAAACUAUUGCUUGAUUUGUAAAAUUUUCUUUUGGAUAAUCUGAAGGUCAUCAUUUUACAUCAUAUCAAACAAAAAUUUUAAAAUAUAAGUUCAUUUUACGUUACCUGUGCAUGGAUAUUUCUGAUGUCACUCUGUAACCGUCACUCCGUAAUCGGGUAUGGGUUUAUCUUUAAGUUGUAAUUAAUGAAAUAAUACACCAAUUUUUUAAUGUAAUGCAGCAUAAUAAAAGCUAGAACGACAUAGAAUCCAAUCAAUAAGUCAAAAUUAUGAUAGCAAUUCAAAGUUCACAGAUUUUGAGCAAUAUGUUUUCUCCUCAAAUAUGCAUGUCCAUUUUGCGUCACUCCGUAACGAUGUUUAUAAAUAUUCAUAUCUCAUUAAUUCAGUGGAUCAAAAUAACAAAUGUUAUUAUUUUGAAAAGAGGGUUUCAGCAACUUCUGUCAGGUACCAUUUCUUUGCAAAUAACUAUUCAAAUAUGGGUGAUAUCUUUGUUUGAACUUUGAAUGCAAAAAUAUUGUUUCUGAAUGUCACUCCGUUACCGUGGAACUGCCCAGUAGUGAAGACAUGUCUGCUUCUAUAAAAGUGCACCUUCAGUGAAUAACGUGAUUAUACUGUGAUGACGUGCUUUGAAAUAUUACCUAAUUUAUUCAAAGGAAAUAAAAGGCACUGUAUGCAAAAAUCUUGUCAACUUCAAACGUCAAAUUUUCAUUUUUUUUUGCUGUAGACUGAUUGAUCAUUUGUUAUGUGUAGCCAAUACUAUAGCAGCUAAGGUUCGGGCAACCUGGGAAUCAUACCAUGUAAGUUGUCAGCCUUGACACUUAACUUAACCCUAUAUUUGGCUGGAGGAGGGGGGGAUUUAGCCCCCUUAACAUUUUCACGAUCAAACUGUCACAUAAAAACGAUUGUGUCGCAAUGUUUCAGGAGUUUUACGCCUGGGUACAUGUACGCGGUACUUAAAAUACAAAAUAGUACAUGCCAAGUUGCUCAAAUACGUGUUUUCAUGUACAAAUCCGAUGGUAAUCAAUUUGUGGAUAUCAGAUAAUGUCAUAGCAAGAUUUUGGGUUCGUUAGGAAUUGAGGGCAGCUCGGAAAUCCACGGAACUACUAACUAAAUGUUUUGUCAGGUUUUGAUAUUAAAUCCUGCAUGUUAAAUUAAGUCCAGCCUCGUGAUAUGCUUACUGUAUAAGGUUCUCCUGGGGAGCGUUUCAUGAAAAGGACUUGUCCAACGUUAUCUCCGACAAGUCCUGUAUUAUCCGACACCUCCUAUUGGAGUUGUGCUUCUUAGCCAAAAGAAUUUAUUCCAAAUUAUUUUCUUAUUAUGUGUUAAAAAUUUAGUUAAUUUUAGUUCUUGUAAAUAAUUGUAUACACACUGUAUGAGUCUCCUGAACAUGAUUUUGUGAAUUUAUUUGUAAUAGAAUCAUAUGACAAUGUACAAA
Messenger RNA from Lytechinus pictus (painted urchin), 5478 nucleotides. Its product is annotated as corepressor interacting with RBPJ 1-like. The transcript is spliced from 5 exons. Lineage: Eukaryota; Metazoa; Echinodermata; Echinoidea; Temnopleuroida; Toxopneustidae. Gene Ontology annotation, molecular function: transcription corepressor activity. Bases 34 to 1641 code for a protein of 535 amino acids. The record is from RefSeq and is a predicted model, not a curated record. Gene Ontology annotation, biological process: negative regulation of DNA-templated transcription. Gene Ontology annotation, cellular component: nucleus.